AUGGGGGCUGGAGAAGAUAACUCACCUGCUAAGCAUUCCAAACCUGCUCCAACUCAGGAAACACCUCCACCUUCAUAUGCUGACUGGUCAAACUCAAUGCAGGCUUAUUAUGGUGCUGGGGGAACUCCACCUUUUUUUGCUUCAACUGUUGCUUCUCCAACUCCUCAUCCCUACAUGUGGGGAGGCCAGCAUCCUAUGAUGUCACCAUAUGGAACUCCAGUUCCAUAUCCAGCUUUAUAUCCACCAGCUGGAGUUUAUGCUCAUCCUAAUAUGCCUAUGACUCCAACUACUGCUCCACCAAACACAGAAAUGGAAGCAAAGGCGUAUGAAGGCAAAGAAAGGUCAACUACUACUAAUAAAAAGUCAAAGGGUAUUUCUGGAAAUGGAAAUGUUGGUGUUAGAACUGGAGAGAGUGGAAAAGCAGCAUCAAGUUCAGGGAAUGAUGGAGGUGCCACCCAAAGUGCUGAUAGUGGAAGCGAUGGUUCUUCAGAUGGAAGUGAUGAAAAUGACCAAAAUGAAUUUUCUGGAGGCAAGAAAGGAAGCUUCAAUCAGAUGCUUGCAGAUGCAAAUGCACAGAAUAACAAUAUACAGACACCGGUUCCCGGGAAUCCUGUAGCUUCAAUUCCAGGCACCAAUCUAAACAUGGGAAUGGAUUUGUGGAAUCCGGCCGCCGGAAACACCGCCAUCAAAAUGCGACCCGGUGUGUCUCGUGGGGUGGUGCCGCCUCCCAUGAUGCCUGAUCAGUGGGUUCAGCAGGACGAGCGUGAACUGAAGAGACAAAAGAGGAAGCAGUCUAACCGUGAGUCAGCCAGGAGAUCAAGAUUGCGUAAACAGGCGGAAUGCGAAGAGUUACAGACGAGAGUUGAGGCGCUGACCAGUGAAAAUCAUACGCUUAGAGAUGAGCUUCAGAGGCUCUCUGAAGAAUGUCAGAAGCUUACUUCUGAAAAUAAUUCCAUAAAGGAUGAGUUGACCAGGUUUUGUGGACCAGAGGCAGUGUCGAAGCUUGAUGAAGGAAACAGUUGAGAAAGAGAGAGAUAUAGCGGAAAAAAGUUAGUGAUAAAAGUUAUAAAAUUAGGACUAAAUCUUUUCAACUGACGUGAGAGACUAAUAUGUUGUGUUUUUUCUACUUUUCUUCAUAUACAUGUAACUGUAAGUUGUAAUUUUUUUAAAAAAAUUUAUAAGUUACUGUUUUAUAUCUCGUUCAUUCAUACUUCAAACAGACGUAGAAAGCUUGAUGUACAAGUAUUAUGUGGUUGAAUGUUGUAAUGGAACAGAUGGGGUUUAAUUUCA
Molecule: messenger RNA, 1290 nt
Organism: Lactuca saligna
Lineage: Eukaryota; Viridiplantae; Streptophyta; Magnoliopsida; Asterales; Asteraceae
Source: the annotation of a GenBank genome assembly